Leopardus geoffroyi (Geoffroy's cat) is the source of this 2516-nucleotide messenger RNA. It is a transcript of the gene NRIP2, whose product is annotated as nuclear receptor interacting protein 2. The record is from RefSeq and is a predicted model, not a curated record. Lineage: Eukaryota; Metazoa; Chordata; Mammalia; Carnivora; Felidae. Gene Ontology annotation, molecular function: aspartic-type endopeptidase activity. Gene Ontology annotation, biological process: proteolysis. The transcript has 7 exons. The coding region runs from base 483 to 1388 and encodes 301 amino acids.
GACACACGCACAGGGCAGCACGUGCCCGCAUCCCACACGCAGGCUGACUCCCUCCCAACACCCACGCACUGCCUUUCAAACAAGCUGGCACGGACACCCUGACAGUUUACAACACCGUCACACCCCUCGUGCUUGCAGGCGCCCGCGCGCGCGCGCGCGCGCACACACACACACACACACACACACACACACCCCUUCCACCGACCGCUCCCACCAGGACCCCAGAGUUAGACGCGCUGCAGAACCUACCACCACCCCCACCCCCCCACCCCCGCCCCUCCUCCUGGAGUGCUGGGUUUUUCCAGCCGGAGCCUCACUCCCUCUACUGCAAUCUCGGGGAAAUUGGUGUCUGACGCGGCUGCUCCAGCACGUUAUUUAUUGAUUUACUCUGUCCCCCGGGGAGACCCUCCUGUCAGGAGAGCUGCGACCCGGAACUGAGGGAGGCGGGAAGCGGCGGGGCCACGGGUGGCGGGGCAGAGGGGAUGGAGACGAGGACGGUUCAGCAGCCCCCGCCCUGCUCAUCAAGCUCCGGGAGCCCCGCAGGGGCCACCCGGCAGGAGGCCAGAAGAGUGGAGGGAGACUCCAGGAGGAGGGGACAGGAGGCAGCGCUUCGCGACCGAGCCCCCCUGAGCCAGCAGCGCCGGCUCAGACAGGCCACCCAGUUCCUGCACAAGGACUCUGCCGACCUGCUCCCCCUGGACAGCCUCAAGAGGCUCGGCACCUCCAAGGACUUGCAGCCGCAUAGUGUGAUCCAAAGACGCCUGGUGGAGGGAAACCAGAGUCGGUUUCAGGGGGAGUCUCCCCCCGCACAGGCCCCGAUUCACAGCCAGGAGAGCAGGAGGAAGACCAGCAAGACACAGAUUCCUGCUCUUCUGGUGAACUGCAAGUGCCGAGACCAGGAGCUUCGGGUGGCCGUGGACACAGGCACCCAACACAACCAGAUCUCAGCUGGGUGCCUCAGCCGCCUGGGGUUAGGGAAGAAGGUCCUCAAAGCCCCAGGUGGGGACGUGGCACCUGGGCCCCCCAUGCAGGUGGAGCAGCUGGAGCUACAGCUGGGCCAGGAGACGGUGGCCUGCUCAGCCCAGGUUGUGGACUCUGCUUUCUCUCAAGUGCUGCAUCGACCUCGAGCAUGGAGUGCUGCGGCUGAGGGCCCCCUUCCCAGAGCUGCCCUUCCUGCCUCUGUACCAAGAGCCUGGCCAGUGACUGAUGAACCAGUCAGUCCCCGGGGGAAGGACCUUGCCUCGGGGAAGAGCCAUGUUGGGGAAUGGGGCAUUACUAGAGCCAGCAACUGCCCAAUCCUCCAGAAGACUUCCAGAAAGAGGGCCCAUGAUCUCAGGGGACUGGCCUCCCCGUUCCCCUCCAAAUCAGGACUGUGGAAAAGGAUGUAAGCGUGGCGUGGUAGGAACUGGCCCAAGUCAAAGGCUGCAGCCCGUACUGUCCUUUACCUGCCUCCGGAUCCACCCCACACACCCCUCGGUGGCCUUCACUCCCAUGCCUCUCCCUUCCCCUCCUGGGGCUUAGUACCUCUUGCAACUAGACUGCCACAUCUCACCCACCAGGGAUCCUGUCCCUGCUGCCGCCUGCCUUUCUGAUUCUGCGCACAUCUGCUCACAGCUGAGUGGGGAAAGAAACAGGAAACAGAAUACUCCGGUACAGUAGAAAGGCGAGUUGGCAGAGGAGCUUCAGAAGCUUUCUCAGUUACCUUUCCUGGGGUUGCAAAUGUCAGAAGUCAGUUAUUAUUUGAUUUCCCUGUGCGAAACCUUGGGUGUACCUCUAGCAUUUCUCCAGGUGUCUCUCCUCCUCCACUUGCUUUUUUACACUUCAGGGGGAUGGCGAGGAGCCCUGUUGGGAACUGCCCCCACAAGGUGGACAGGAUGGCCGGGCCUGGCCGUACUCAGACUUGGAACCUAACCAGUAGUCUUUCUUAUUUCUAGAACUACUCACCUCAUUAGACGUUCUUCCUUCCCCUCAUCUCUGGCCUCCUGAGCUUGAGCUUGUUUUAUUUUGGAAUCUUAUUUUGAUCCCUUGCCAGGCUCUGAGCCAAAGCACAAAAACAAGGAGGCUUUUCAUCUUCACUGUAAAGAGAGGAACCCAAACCUUAAGGAGCCAGACACCCUGAGCGUCUUUCUGGCAGGUUUGAGUCUCUCAAGUCACGGACGAAGGAGAGAGGAAGACAGUGGUGUAACUAACCUCAGCUAGGGAACUAGGACCUUGGGGUGGGAACAAGAUUGUGAGCCUGGGGUAGAUGAGAGGAGAACCAGCUGCCCUGUGACAUCUGGUCUUGCCUUUCCCAGCUGAGUCCCCUGACCUCAAGAGAAGAGGAGGGGGCUCACCACCACACGUGUAAUGUGGGUACCCUGGUCCCUCACUGCCUUGCCCCAUAACCUCUGCUUUCCUGGCUCUGCCUGUUCCUUCCUGCCUCCUGCUGCUUCUAUAACCGCAGACCCCAGACCCAGGGGCAGGCCUUCAGCCCAGCUGCUUCUCCACUUGAAUAAACACCUGUUUCUCUAUGCUCA